Molecule: messenger RNA, 1137 nt
Organism: Ichthyophthirius multifiliis
Lineage: Eukaryota; Ciliophora; Oligohymenophorea; Hymenostomatida
Product: n-terminal domain protein
Exons: 5
Biological process (GO): mitotic cell cycle phase transition; regulation of cyclin-dependent protein serine/threonine kinase activity
Cellular component (GO): cyclin-dependent protein kinase holoenzyme complex; cytoplasm; nucleus
Molecular function (GO): cyclin-dependent protein serine/threonine kinase regulator activity
Source: RefSeq, a predicted model, not a curated record
AUGGAAAUUGAGCCUUUAGAAAAUUUGCAAAAGAUUAAAAAUAAAGUAACAUCUAUUUCUACAAGCAAUACAUACAGAAUUCCUAUUUAAAAAAUAUUAAAAGACUCUUCCAUUCCUUAUUAGUAACAAUAAUAUAAACAAUUAGAAUUCUAAUAAAAAAGUGAAAACAAUUAAUCUAAUGCAAAUAUUCUUUCAUAGACAUCUAAUUUGAAUAAAAAUGUUUCGGAUAAUAAGAAAAUUCAAAAUUCAUAUAAAGAAGAAAGUUUAUCAUUGCUUUUGGCUAGAAUUUAGAUAAAUAAAAACUAUUUAUAAGAUAUCAUAACUUUUGAGAAACAAUAAGAAUCUAAAUAUGUACCUAAAAAUUGCCUUUUUAAGCAUAAUAUACCACAACUAUUGAGAGCUAAAAUGCUUGAUUGGUUAAUUGAAGUCGUAAAAGCAUAUAAAUUUUCUGAAGAAACAUAUUUUAUGACUGUUAGACUUUUAGAUUUAUAUUUAGAAAAAACAAAAAAAAUUAAAGAAAUAUCUGAUAUACAUUUAGUUGGAGUUACUUGCUUUUUUAUAGCAAGUAAAUAUGAAGAAAUAUAUCCAAUUACUUUAAAAGUUAUAGAUGAAAAAAUUUCACAUAAAAAAAUUUCAGAAUAGUAAAUAAAAAAUAUGGAAGCUGAUAUUUUAAUAACAUUAAAUUUCAAUUUGUUUGGAACUUCACCUUAUGAAAUUAGUAUGUAAACUUUAACAUUUCUAAAUUAUUAAGAUAGGUUAAGUAAUUAAGAAUUCUAAUAUGUACACAAAAUAUGCAGCUAUUUAUCAAAAAUGAUACUAUAUGAUUAUGAAAAUAUAAAAAUGGCUUCCUAUAGUACUAUUGCUGCAUCUGUACUUUAUAUUAUUUUCAAAAUUAUAUAGUAAAUUAACUUAAAUUUUUCAGCUGAAGAAAAUAUUUAAUAAGUAUUAUCAGUAUUAUAAAUUGAAUAAAAAUUAAUAAUUUAAUUAAGUAUAAUUAUUUUAGAUUUAGCGAAAAAAUUUGAUAUAUAUUAUCCUUAAUUUUAAAAUUUAAAGAAAUUUAAUGGUUUUGAAAAUAAAUUUUAAUUUGAUAACUAAUUUUUAAUAUAAGAAUAUUAAAUUAUUAAAUAUUAAUAAUGA